CCCCCAGCCUAUAUAAGCUUAUUUUUAUUAGCAACACUCACUCACUCAUUGUCACAUUCUGCAGUUCUGCUUGUUGUUACUUGUUAAAGCAAACCACCUCCAUUAAAUAGUAGACAAUGAAGCUUGCUUUCUUUUUGGUCCUCCUGCUCUUGGGACAGAACCUUGCAGCUGCUCCUUCCCGCCAUCAUGACGUCUUUCAAAAGAAGCUCUUGCCUCGGUUUGCACUUCAAAUUGAGAGUCCCAAUGCUGAUUAUAAAUACUGUGGGCUGUGCAUUAAUUUUGCUGACCAAUUCCUUCAAAACCUCUUGAACCUCAUACUAAAUGUUGGUGUAAUUGGAGGCUGUACUGACCUAUGUGGGAUGCUGCCUGGCAGUAAUGUUGAGAAGGAAGUGUGUGAGGUUCUAUGUAGUGUUGCUGGUUUCUACGAAUUCGUACAAAUCAUUCAAGAAGCUGAUCUUGAUCCCAUUUACUACUGUGAGCUAUUGAAUCAAUGCGAGAUCAAAGAUGACGGCGAUGCUACCAUUACUGAUCUUACAGUAAAGCCAAAGCUAGUCCCCAGAGGAAGUACGUUUGAAAUCUCUUUUACUUUUGCCACAAAGAAUGGAACUGGGACAGGAGAGGUCUAUCUUGGAAUUGAUACCAGAGAUGGCAUCCCUCUUGAUUCAAGCGAGUUACUGAAACCUCUUCCUGCUGGGCAGUCUGUUUCUACUGAUGGCACAGUCUCAGCUGAGCCAGGUAGAUACUGCAUUGAAGAGGGAAUAUGUGAGGAAUGGAUACCAGGAAACUACACUAUUGUUGUUGCUGUCUGCAAUGGACAGUGUGGUAGCAAUCAUCCACACAGUCAGUUAUACGACUUGAAAAGACUCAGCUUCAACAUCACUGAGGACGCCAUAUAAAGAAGAGCAAUGCUCGAUAAAAGCCUAAAUAUAAACUACUUCCCCAAAUCCCUAGAUUUUUGUUGUUGAUCUAGAUCUACUUGAGUGUUCUUUUUGUUAAAAUAAUCAUUUACCAUUGA
This is a messenger RNA of Amphimedon queenslandica, 1015 nucleotides long. RefSeq names its product countin-1-like. The record is from RefSeq and is a predicted model, not a curated record. Bases 117 to 896 code for a protein of 259 amino acids. The transcript has 7 exons. Lineage: Eukaryota; Metazoa; Porifera; Demospongiae; Haplosclerida; Niphatidae.